AUGGUGAUCGUGGGAGAAAGAGUAGAAGAAGGACUGAAAAGUGGUCAAAUCCAGGGAGGUUCCAGCAGUCAACCAAUCUUGAAGAAGCCUUUCAACGGAUUCAAGAGGAAAGAGGGUGAGACUAGUGCCAUUUCUUCUCAGAGGGGGAGGCCACCAUACAAGGCUCCUGCUUCUGUGCCUUAUUAUCAGUACCCUUACGUAGCGGCUGCUCAAUAUCCAACCAUGCCUUACCGUCCAAUUGCUCUUGUAUCUAUUCCAGCUCCGGUACCUCACUAUCAAGUUCCAGUUCCUCAUUAUCAACCUCCACAAUCUCAGUUCCAGGAUCCUCCACCUCAACAUCAACAGAGAAAUCAACAGAAUAAUCAACCACGUCCAGUUCAGCAGCAACGACCAAAUCAACACAGGCCAUAUCAACAGGACAAUAAUGUGAAUACCACUCCUAUCCCAAUGACUUACACUCAAUUGCUACCGUAUCUGAUUCAGAAUGGGACUGUUGUGCCAAGGGCAUUACCUCCAAUGCCGAAGCCGCAUAAGCCUUGGUAUGAUGAGAAUGCUAGAUGUGCCUUUCAUGCUAAUGCAGAGGGUCAUACAAUAGAGAAUUGCAAGGUGUUCAAACUCCGGGUUCAAGAGUUGAUAGAUCAGAAAAUAUGGUCUUUUGUUGAUGUUCCAAAUGUGGGGAACAAUCAUUUGCGUAAACAUGAUAGUUCAGGUGUCAAUGCUAUAGAAAGUUCAACUGAUGAUGGAUCGAUAAAGGAUGUGUUCAAGUUGAAGACUCUUUUAACAGUGGUCUAUGCUAGAUUGAUGGAAGCAGAAUUGAUGAAUGGAGUACAUGAUAAUUGUGUGAUGUGUUCGUCCAACCCCGAUCAGUGUGGUGAAUUGAAAAUUUAUCUUCAACAUUUGAUGGAUCAGCGGGUUAUUCAGUUCACUAGAGCAAAGAUUGAUGAGGAUGUUGCCGUGAUUGUGCCUGUGUUUGAUCAAGAGAGGCUUCCCAAGCCUUUUGUGGUCCCUUAUCAGAGAAAUGUUGACCUAGAGCCAGUGAAGAAGAUUGAGCCCAUGGUUAUUUAUGUUCCCGCUCCAUUCUCAUUUGACAGUACCAAAGCAGUGCCUUGGAACUAUGAGCCUAUAGUUUAUGUGGGUAACAAACCAGUAAUCUUGAAAGAGCCAGAUAUGACUAACAUCACUGGAGCUAGUGGUGUGACUCGAAGUGGAAGGGUUUUCGCUCCUGAAGUGAUCCCAAACAAAGAAAGUGCACCAGCAGUUGAACCAACAAAGGGGAAAGAGGUGAAUCCUCCAGAAGCAGGAGAAGGCUCAUCUAAGUAA
Molecule: messenger RNA, 1320 nt
Organism: Lathyrus oleraceus (garden pea)
Lineage: Eukaryota; Viridiplantae; Streptophyta; Magnoliopsida; Fabales; Fabaceae
Exons: 1
Coding region: 1-1320 (439 amino acids)
Source: RefSeq, a predicted model, not a curated record